This is a messenger RNA of Rhipicephalus sanguineus (brown dog tick), 621 nucleotides long. RefSeq lists its product as uncharacterized. Bases 1 to 621 code for a protein of 206 amino acids. Lineage: Eukaryota; Metazoa; Arthropoda; Arachnida; Ixodida; Ixodidae. The record is from RefSeq and is a predicted model, not a curated record. The transcript has 6 exons.
AUGUCGCUUGUGUUCAUGUUAGCCACCUUGUCCAACGUGGAUUUCAAGGACAAGGAGCUGCGUGCAACCAGGUGGCGCAUUAUCGGACAACAGUUUGCCAUGACAGAAAAGGACUUGUCAAGAAUACAGGAAGCAGCAGCGCGAGAUGCCCGUGCCUCUGCUAGACAUUGUCAUGAACCAACUUCUCAAGGAACAUGUCGGGAACCUGCCCGAGCUGUGCAUGGGCUACCUUGUGAAGAGAACCCCGAUGAUGACCUAUAUGAUGUACGACAGCAUGGCCAGGAAACUGCAUCACAACCAUGUCCUAGUGGUGCAACUGGUACAGCUGCUUCCUCACUAGACCAGGAGGCUGCAGAAGCCCUUGUUCAGCUUUCACAGUUCAUCCAGAAUGUACCAGACAUGUGUACACAAGACAAGAGCAUCCAGGUCGAUGUGGACUCCUUUAUGGGGAAGAAGUUCAGGCUUGUAGAUUUACUCACAUCAGACAACAUUGUUCUUGCUUUUACUGGUGUAUCAAUGAAUCUGCUGAUAGCAGUUAGUAAUGAAGUAGGCAGAAUUGAAGAGGCAGUCACUGAAAUGUCAACUCUUGAACGCGUUAUUCUUGUUCUUCACACUUCAUAA